Molecule: messenger RNA, 639 nt
Organism: Scomber japonicus (chub mackerel)
Lineage: Eukaryota; Metazoa; Chordata; Actinopteri; Scombriformes; Scombridae
Gene: nrn1a
Product: neuritin 1a
Exons: 3
Coding region: 1-483 (160 amino acids)
Biological process (GO): nervous system development; neuron projection extension
Cellular component (GO): plasma membrane
Source: RefSeq, a predicted model, not a curated record
AUGGGCCUCCAGCCGAGCACCGACGAGCUCAUAAACACCAUCCCGUUCCUGGACACCGUGGCCGGGGAGGCGUUGUCGAUGUUGUGUGUCUCUGUGCUGCAGACAGUGCUGGUCAGUGCUGGUCAAUGUGACUCGGUGUUUAAAGGUUUCUCCGACUGUCUGCUUCAGUUGGGAGAAAACAUGGCGAACUAUCCCCAAGACCUGGACGACAGGGAGAACCUGCACAAGAUCUGCACUUACUGGGAUAACUUCCACUCCUGUGCCAUGACGGCUCUCGCUGACUGCCAGGAGGGAGCGACGGACCUUUGGGAGAAACUGAAAAAAGAGUCUCGCAACCUGGAUUUCCGUGGGAGUCUGUUUGAACUGUGUGGCGGCAGCAACGGGGCCCCCGGGUGGAGCGACGCCAGGGGCCCCCCCCACCGCCGCCGCCUCGCCAUGCUCCUCACCACACUGCCCACCAUACUGACUUGGCUGGCGUUUUAACAAGAAAGGAGAAAAAAAAAGGAAAAGAAAAGAAGAGAAGAAGAAGAAAAAAAAAAAAGAAAGAAUGAAAGGAAAAAAAAAUAAUUACACACAAAUGGGACAUAAAAAAAAAAUAGUACAACAAGCUUCUCUUCAAUACUGAAAAUAGUUUGAAUC